AUGGAUGUGCGGAAAAUCCAGAAGUUUCAAGUCUUUAUGUUCACCUGUACCGCUUCAGUCCUCGCCUAUUUGUGGAUGCUGCUUGUUCUGUCUGGUAUCACUCCAGACAAGGUGGACAUCUGGGAAGGUGUGGUGACCCUCUUGCUUUUCUUUGUUUUCUUAGCCCUGGCCUUCACAUUGGAUAAAUCCUUCUCCAGCGUCGAAGAUGAAGACGUUGUAGAGGUCCAUCGUCAGCUGGAAUGCAGAUUUGGUCAACCAGUCUCAUUCGAAGGAGUGAGGGCAAUGAUGAUGAAGCCUGCGCGUGCACCAGACUCUCGGAAUUCCAGAGUCACUGCCAAAGGUCAGCUUCGACGGCUCUCAACGGGUGCGAAGAAAGCGCCAAACUUUGACUACGGCUUCGACGAGCCGGAG
Durusdinium trenchii is the source of this 411-nucleotide messenger RNA. The record is from the annotation of a GenBank genome assembly. NCBI's taxonomy places the organism in Eukaryota, Dinophyceae, Suessiales, Symbiodiniaceae.